Amblyraja radiata (thorny skate) is the source of this 2977-nucleotide messenger RNA. RefSeq names its product S-adenosylhomocysteine hydrolase-like protein 1. Bases 126 to 1835 code for a protein of 569 amino acids. Lineage: Eukaryota; Metazoa; Chordata; Chondrichthyes; Rajiformes; Rajidae. Gene Ontology annotation, cellular component: cytosol. The transcript is spliced from 17 exons. The record is from RefSeq and is a predicted model, not a curated record. Gene Ontology annotation, biological process: L-methionine cycle.
GGCACGCAUGACGCGGGCGUGUGGGAGGGAGAGGGGGCGGCGCUCGGUGACGGACGGUGGAGUUGGUCGUCGCUGGUCGUUAUCAUCACAGCCAGAGAGACGUUGAGAGACAGCGAACCGGAGCCAUGGCGGAGCUGCUGAAGAAAGGUCUGUCCGUGCCGGUGGAGGCGCGAGGGGUGAAGGAGGCGCUGAAGGCCAAGGAGGUGAAGGAGAACGCCAACGCCGAGCGGGCGCAGGGCGGCGAGAAGAUCAAGGCGGAGGUGGACAAGUUCUCCCUCAGCCCCGAGGCGCAGAAGGAGCCCAACCUGGCCGUCUUCAACAACGACAGCGGCGCCAUCGCCGCGCACAAACCUGUGAAGAAGCAGAUCCAGUUUGCAGAUGAAAAGCAGGAGUUCAGCAAAUUCCCCACCAAAAGCGGCAGACGGUCUCUGUCGCGAUCCAUUUCCCAAUCUUCCACGGACAGCUACAGCUCAGCGGCAUCGUAUACUGACAGUUCUGAUGAUGAGACAUCUCCCAGGGACAAGCAGCAGACAAAUUCAAAGAAUAACAGUGACUUCUGUGUAAAGAACAUCAAGCAGGCCGAGUUUGGACGCAGGGAGAUUGAAAUUGCCGAGCAAGAAAUGUCAGCCCUUGUCGCUCUCCGGAAACGAGCUCAGGGUGAAAAACCACUCGCUGGGGCUAAGAUUGUGGGCUGCACCCACAUCACUGCACAAACUGCGGUCUUAAUUGAAACUCUGGGAGCUCUUGGAGCGCAGUGUCGCUGGGCUGCCUGUAACAUCUACUCCACACAGAAUGAAGUGGCUGCUGCACUUGCUGAGGCUGGAUUUGCAGUGUUCGCUUGGAAGGGCGAGUCGGAAGAUGAUUUCUGGUGGUGCAUCGACUGCUGUGUCAAGAUGAAUGGCUGGCAACCAAAUAUGAUUCUGGACGACGGUGGUGAUUUGACUCACUGGGUCUAUAAGAAAUAUCCUAAUGUGUUCAAAAAGAUCAGAGGCAUUGUGGAGGAAAGUGUAACAGGUGUUCACAGAUUGUAUCAGUUGUCUAAAGCAGGCAAGCUCUGUGUCCCAGCCAUGAAUGUGAAUGACUCGGUCACCAAGCAAAAGUUUGAUAAUCUCUACUGCUGCAGGGAGUCCAUCCUAGAUGGGUUAAAGAGAACAACGGACGUCAUGUUUGGUGGGAAGCAGGUUGUAGUGUGUGGAUACGGAGAGGUGGGCAAAGGUUGCUGUGCUGCUUUGAAGGCUCUUGGUGCUGUUGUGUACGUGACUGAGAUUGAUCCGAUUUGUGCUCUGCAAGCUUGUAUGGAUGGAUUUCGAGUGAUGAAACUGAAUGAAGUCAUACGGCAAGGAGAUUUGAUCAUUACCUGUACAGGUAACAAGAAUGUUGUAAACAGAGAACAACUUGACCGAAUGAAAAACGGGUGCAUUGUCUGCAAUAUGGGUCAUUCCAACACAGAGAUUGAUGUGGCCAGCCUGCGUACUCCUGAACUAACCUGGGAACGCGUGAGGUCUCAAGUCGAUCAUGUGAUCUGGCCAGACGGGAAGCGGGUCGUGCUUCUAGCCGAGGGUCGUCUUCUUAACUUAAGCUGUUCAACUGUGCCUACCUUUGUGCUUUCAAUCACAGCGACCACUCAGGCUCUGGCUCUAAUCGAGCUCUACAACGCGCCCGAGGGUCGCUACAAACAAGAUGUCUACCUUCUCCCCAAGAAGAUGGAUGAGUAUGUGGCCAGUCUGCAUUUGCCAACCUUUGAUGCUCACUUGACGGAAUUGUCUGAUGAUCAGGCAAAAUAUCUUGGCCUGAAUAAAAAUGGACCUUUCAAACCGAAUUACUACAGGUAUUAGCGGGACCAGAAUCCAAAUGGUUGAAACCAGGACCAAGUUGUCCGAAGCCUCAAUAGAAGAAUGUAUAGUAGGAGCAAGCCUAGCUGUUUAAAUGCUCGCUAAAUGUAAUUGAAGAGCAUUUCUGCGCAGCUAGGCACCUUAUUUCUUUAACAGCCUGUCUUUUGCUUGUAUUUUCUUUUCUAUUCUAAUUACAAAUGAGUGUUUUGAUUUAUAAUUUACUGCCGAGAGAUAUAACUGUCUCACUGCAUUGUGACAGUGCUGUCUUAGUGAAAUCACUUGAACCUGUAUGAUAUGAUUGUUCUGUAAUUUAAAAUAAUUAUCUUUGUUUGCUUUGGUUUUUUUCCCUGUUAGUUUUAGUCCACAGCCUGAGCUUAAAGCUCAGUUUGGCCUCAGUUCCAAAAGAUGCUCUUGAUUUUAACCAUGAUUUUUUUUUUAAACCCCCCAAAAAAACCUGUACCUGGUGGUCAUUGGAUCCUAUUUGGCAAUUGCCACUUUUGUCGUCUGAUACUUCUGUCUUUCCCUGAAUCAGCGCUGACCGUAUUUAAUGACGAGUAUCAAGAUUUAAACUAACCAGUCAGUACAGAAGCAGCUGUAAAUAUCACUGGGUUACCAAAAACAAGAUGUGAAAUGGUUUUGUUUGAGAAUUUCAGUUUUGCGUUUCCCUCUCCCUCCAGUGCUACCCUUGUACGCCUUAAUAUAUCGGCACCAUAAAAUACUAAAUUUCCGAUCGUGAAUCGUUUUCAAUCAGGCAAAGAAAACAAAAGCUUGCAUCUGUUAAUUCGGUGGGGAAAAAUAAGUUCGACAGGUCAGUCUUCGAAUUCUGGCCAUUUAUAUUUUGACAAAAUCAAACUGGGACAAGUUCGUGCCAUUAUUCCACAGACACUUGUUGCAUACAACACGCACACAAAACAUUUCCGAGAUUAUGUACCGAUUGUGAUGGAGCUUUUUGUUAAAAAAAAAACCACCAGCAAAAUCUUCAGAGCAUUUUCAGAACCUUAUACGAGCACUAGAUGGUGACCUCUCAAUGCUGUGCGUUUUAUGUCUUUGAGGUUGGAUACCCAAUCGUGGGACCAGAAAGUACUUUCACUCCAGUUACAUGAAAAUAUAUAUUUUAAAAAAAAUAAUAAAGAAUUUUAAAAUCA